AUGUGUAGCAGGCCCACGGACGAGGGCUCGGAGCCCGGCGUCGACUCGUCGCAGGCCAACCUUAACCGUUACCGGUUGCAUCUGUACAAUUACGCGCUGCAGGCCGAACGCCUGCGGUUGUCGGCCGUCGGCGGUGGAUGGGGCGCCGUGUGCCCCGUAUACCCGACCACCGCGGCCGCGGCCGCCGCAGGAAUCUAUCCGCCCCGGUUCCCGGUGGCUCUGUUCCAUCCGGGCAUCGGGGCCGGCGGUCAAAACGCCGCGGACGAGCCCAAACCGCAGCACAGCUAUAUCGGACUGAUCGCGAUGGCCAUCCUGGGCUCGGCCGAGGGCAAGCUCGUGCUGUCCGACAUCUACCAGUACAUAUUGGACAACUAUCCGUACUUCCGGACCCGGGGUCCGGGUUGGCGCAACUCGAUCCGACACAACCUGUCGCUCAACGACUGUUUUGUCAAGGCCGGCCGGAGUGCCAACGGCAAGGGCCAUUACUGGGCCAUACACCCGGCUAACGUGGACGACUUCAAGAAGGGAGACUUCAGGCGCCGGAAAGCGCAGCGCAAGGUCCGCCGGCACAUGGGUUUGGCCGUAGACGACGACGGCAACGAUUCCCCCAGCCCGCCGCCGCCACCGCCGCAACAGCAUCACGCCGUGGCCCUGCAGUCGCCGGUCAUGUGGCAGCCUCCUCCGGUCCCGUCUUCCGGCGGCGGACACCCGUCGCCAUUCUACUUUCAGCCCGCGGUCGUGCCACAACACGUCCAGCAACACCAUCAUCACCAUCAUCAUUCGGCGCCCGUCGUGCAGGCCAGGGCGCAAAAACGGCAGUUCGACGUGGCCUCGCUGCUGGCGCCGGACCCUCCGAAACGACACCACCUACACCGGAACGACCCGAUGACCCUGAUGACCGCUGUGCAAACGACAACGUGCACGACGACGACAGCCGCCGUGAUGACGGGCGGCAGUAGCGACGACGACGACGAGGCGGCCUGCAGUCGAAACGGAAACGGCGGCGGUGGCGGCGGCGUCUGGGAGCCGGCGGGCCUGCUGCAGCGGUAUUACGAGCAGCAGCUGCAAGCGGCGCACAGGCUGCACGCGUUCCGCCAGUCGCUGGGCUUGCAGCGGAUGAUCAGUGGCGGCGGCGGCGGCCCUUGGCCCGCCGCCGUCAUCGUGGACCGGAACCAGACGCCCUCGCCGUCGUCGCUGCAGCAGUACGCCACGACCGGUACGCCGGACGAUCCGAUCAAAACCGAACUAGUCGACUGAGGUAAACGCGCGCGUUUUUCAAUAAUCUCACGUAUAGGUAAUAAACGUAUUAACGAUAAUACGAAUGCAAAUAACGUCGAAAUAAUUAAUACAUUUAAUGUUUCGUUUACAAAUCGAGUGUAUAGUGUGAAUACGAGUAGCGGUUUGCGAGCGUAGAUUCGUUUUGCUCGUGUCGAUAUAAUAGAACUAUAUUGUAGGAGGCGUCAUUUUCACGCGAUAAAUUAUACCAGUCGGAAUCACGAUCCGAUUCCGUCUCGUAUUAUUGUAUAAAAUAUUAUUACCCGCGAUUUCACGUUCAUACGUUGAGAAAAACGAGCAGUACUAUGAUGUUGUUAUUGUUUUCACAGUAACUUAUCGGUCUUUUCGCCUUUUUCGGCGGUAUACCGACCGACCGGCCGGUAGGCGUAAAUAUCGAAUGGGGGGAAGGGUCCGGGGUCACUCGAAAUUUUGUUUUUCCCGCCAAAAACCGAUGACUUACAAACACUAAACGCAUAAUCGUCUUGAGCAAAAAAACAAAAAAAAAAAAAGAUUCUAAAAAACAUGAACGCAACGCAACGCAACGCUUUUAUUACGAGUAUUUGAAAUAGUAUUUUUCAUUAUAAUUUUUUUUUUUGUUUUGCUUGUUAAUAAAUGUCGCCGCUCCCGAGUUACUAAUUAAACACUAGUUACUCAAAUAUCACAGGCUAAUUUAAGGGUCCGGGGAAAGAACGAGAACAGUCCGUUUUUGUUUUUAUUAUUUUUUUUUUUUUUCGGUUAAUUUUCCUAUUAUAUUCGCUGACUAUCGUGAUUAUAGUAUCAAAACAAUAACCCGACGUGGUGAAAAUCCGGGAUGAAAUUUGUGUGUACCUGGUAGAAAUAAUACGUUUUGUGAAACGUUUAAAAUUCGCUACUAAACAUUCGGUAUAUUCCCGCGCAGUUCUUCCCCCGGAAUCGUUCGAUUAUCACGUUACGCCGUUUCGCCGAUCAUCGUCCCGGUAAGGCUUUUCCUCAUAAGAUAUGAUAUAUACUGUACCCUCGCGAUCGUUCACGAAUAUCAUUGUAAAAUAUUGUACGGCGAUAUUAUUAUUAUAAUUAUUAUUAUUAUUGGCGUAUGUAUUAAUAUAUAAUAUGAUAUUACUAUUAUUAUGAUAAGAAUAUAUAGUUAUUUAUUUGAUGUUAAACGCGUUUUUAUUUUAUUUUAUUUUUUUUUUUUUUAGAGAGAUUGUCGUAAAUGUUAAUUAUUUGUUUUGUAAUGUAUAACCUGUAAAACGUGUAAAAACGUCUUUCAUCCAUCCCCUACCGCACCCGCCCCAUCGUUUCUGUACAUAUAUAAAAAAAACGUGAAGUUGUACGUACACAAAAAAGUACAUUAUAUAUCAUGUACAAUACGCGGUUUCCGAUCGAAAUAUCGGUACACAU
This is a messenger RNA of Cinara cedri, 2655 nucleotides long. The record is from the annotation of a GenBank genome assembly. NCBI's taxonomy places the organism in Eukaryota, Metazoa, Arthropoda, Insecta, Hemiptera, Aphididae.